GCUAUAAAUAGCAGAAACUGAGGAGCCCAAACCCAAAACCCUGAGAUAAUCAAAUGGAGGACUACUUGCAGUACAUGAGGACUCUCCGAUCUCAAAUGAACGAUGUGGAAGAUCAAGCUACCAAGGUCUCGGUGGAGGAACAGAUGCAGUUAACCACUAUUCAGACCCUCGAGAACGAUCUCAAUUCUGCAAUAUCCGAAACAAAACGAUUCAUCGAAGACAUUGAACAGAUGAAGAAUGCCAAGGGUCAAAUAUGCUCAAAGAUUCUGGAAAGACAGAGAAAGAUAGUUUCAUUGGAGUCUGAUUCAUCCAACCUUAUCCAGACCUUGGAGCUUAUUGAACAAGAAAGGAUCAACUUGGCCGCCAAGCAUAUUGAGAAAAGCACUUACUACUUGAAAGUAUCAGAGGAUAUCAAUGCCAAAUUUCAGGAACAAAAGGAUUGGAUCAAAUGUCACUGGUACACUACAGAACUUGGAGAACCUGGAAUGCCAAUGCAGGUUAAGGAUUCAAUUGAUGAGCAAAGAGUUGAGAUUCAAGGGAAGAAUAGCAUCAGUGACCACCUCUGCAUGGAUGAUCAGGGUAACGAUGCAAGAAAGAACCUGAUGGCGAUGGUUGACUCUGCUAAAGUCAAGCUUGAUGAGAUUUUACGAAUGCAAUCCGAACUUGUUGUGGACAAUUACAAGACGAAGCAGGCUAUUGAGCAAGUGAUUAGCAGGGAAAGUAAUUUUAAGCCAGAGCUAAGAGUAUUGGAUAUGAAGACCCUGGAGGACGAGUACAAUGCCCUUUUAUCAGAUAAAACAAGUGAAGCUGAAUAUUUGGAGUCUCUGCAGGACCAAAUUCAGAUAAUUAAGGGUAUAUCUCAUGUGAUUAAAUGUGCUUGUGGAGAGGAAUACAAAGUGGAGCUGGACUCUUGUGUAUGAAAAGGGUAGAACUGGACACGGAUGAAUAGGGUACUGUGGGUGGCUCAGAAAUGAUAGCUUCUAUGGGCUAGAAUACUUGGCUCGCUUUUCAGGUAACCAUGCAAACAAAAAAUCAAAACUGAUGGUAUAACUAUGCAGUAGGAACAUAUUUACAUUACUUCAGUAGCUGGUCCAUGCAACUUGAAUGUAAUUUUUGAAUAGAUAUAGAUUGAACCAUGAACAGAUUGCUCAUGAACACUCCAAAUAUACAUCAAAUGCCUUCAUAUCCACAUAUUGGUAGUGAUU
This is a messenger RNA of Argentina anserina (silverweed cinquefoil), 1205 nucleotides long. RefSeq lists its product as uncharacterized. Bases 54 to 920 code for a protein of 288 amino acids. Lineage: Eukaryota; Viridiplantae; Streptophyta; Magnoliopsida; Rosales; Rosaceae. The record is from RefSeq and is a predicted model, not a curated record. The transcript has 12 exons.